CUUCAUGAUAGAGGAUAUCGAUUCUUAGUAUAGCAGUAACUAAAAUGGAUUGAUUGGGAUAAAAGUAGAAGCAAGAAACAACUAUGGAAGGUGCUUCCUCAUGGCUCCAGCAGUACUAUCAUGCUAUGUCUUCUGGCAUGGAAAGGCUGUACACAUCUGGAGCCCACACAGAUACUACCAUCAUUGUGGAGGAGAAGACCUUUCAGUGCCACAGAGUGAUCUUGUGUGCCAUAUCUCCAUACUUCGAUGCCAUGUUCUCAUCCGGAAUGAAAGAAAGUGUCUCUGGGGUCGUCAAAAUUGAGGGCACUGACAGUUCUGUGUUUGAAUCCAUUCUAGACUACAUUUAUAAAGGGUCAGACAGUGUGAAUGAAGAUAAUGCUGAAGCCAUAUUAAAGGCAGCUUGCCUUCUUCAGAUGGAAUGUUUACAGAAAAGGUGUGAGGAAUUUAUCUGCAAAACUCUGACAGUCACAAAUUGUUUUGAAAGGUGGCGAUUAGCUAUUUGGCAUUGCAGCCAGCACCUCAAGCAACAAGCCUGGCGAUUUAUAAUGACAAAUUUUGUGAAAAUAUCACAGCAAGAAAUUUUUCUUUACUUGGAGAAAGAGGAACUAAUAUCUGUAAUAAAAGAUGAUGACCUGAGCUGCCCUAAUGAGGAAUUUGUGGUUGAGAGUGUUCUCAAAUGGUUUCAGCAUGACCUUGAGGUAAGAGGUCAACUUCUUGGAGAUAUUUUUCCAUACUUGAGGCUCCCACUGACGAAGCCUCAGUUCUUGAUUGACAUCUUGAGAAAAUAUUCUUUUGUUAAGGAGCAUACUGAGUGCCACAUGUACAUAGAUCAUGCUAAGAAUUUUCAGCUUCUGCCAGCACAUCGUCAUGACAGCAGCAGUCCCGUCACAUCAUACAGGACCACUUCUUUAUAUGAGGAUGUUCUUGUAGUGAUCUCUGGAGGUGAGUCACCCAGGCCUCCAUACAUCAGAUCUAAAAAUGUCCUCGCCUUUGGAUUUAAUAGUCGUAAGUGGUUUCGUCUUGCACCUUUACCAUAUGAUCCUGGCAUUGAAUUUGCAACUUGUGUUCACAGUAAUGACAUAUUUGUCACAGGCGGUGGGUUGUACAAACAUUGCUUCUUGCGGUAUCGUUCAAAGAAGGACAAAUGGUCACAAUGCCGCUCAAAAUUGAAGAACGGUAGACGGCGGCAUGCUAUGGCAGCUUGUGGCAACAAAAUCUAUGUUAUUGGUGGUUACAACAGUGAGUUGGAACAAGGAUCUAAAGUCCUUAGCUCCAUAGAAGAAUUUGAACUUGGCUGCAGUGAGUGGACAGAGGUGGCCAACCUGGUAGUGCCAGUUAGCUCCAUAUCAGCAACAUCUACCAAGGACAAGGUUUUAAUAUUUGGUGGUGAGACUAAUGAUCGCACAGAUACAGCUUCCAUCCAGUGCUUCGACACUCAGACCCAUACAACCAGUGUUAUAGCUCAACUACCUAUAGCUUGUAAAUUGACAAGGGCCACUGUAUGCAACAGCUGUAGUUACGUCAUUCUCUACAACGGUAAAAUAGUUCAGUUUGAUCAUCGUACAGAUUUAGUGAAGGUCAUGGGCCACAUACAGAACUUCGAUUGUGUUCAUUACGGCCUAGUCCAUAGACGAGGUUGCUUGCUGCUCCUGGGUGGUCAAAGAAUUAUACCAGGUCCUAACCCGGUUAGAGCCCUUGUGGACACCAUGCUUCUUUAUGAUGUGAGAAAUCAGAGGGUCAUAAUGUUGAAUGAUAAAAUUCCUACACCCAGAUUAGUUGACAGUUGCGCCAAGGUAACCAUUGAGAAAAAGUUUUUAGUCACAGAGUUUGUUGAGACAACACAAAACUGUUGAGUUCAAGUAUUAUGUGUGAAUUCUAUUAUUAGCGUAUAUCUUAAAUUAUUUAUUUUAGUCAUUUUCAGAGGGUAAACUCCACUUAUUCUAAUCCAGUAAUAUUUAUAUGAACUAAUCUCUUUUGUUUAACAAAUAAAACCUACUUUAAAGAUUGGUCAUUUAAAUGAGAUUAAUUCAUUAAUUUUGUAGCAAUGUUGUGUGUGCAAUAUAUAUAUUUAUGGGUUCAUUGAAAUCCUAAACAGUUAAUGCAUUUGUAUUAAAGUUGCUUAGGAAUAAUGUGAUUCUAUUUAUUAUUAUAAUGAACUUAAAUAUCAUAAUGUAUUUCUAAUUAUUGCUAUAAAAAAAUAACUACUAGAUUAUAAAACUUUUUAUAGCGCUGUUGUGUUUUAAUUACUGUAUUUUCGCACAUAUACUGCAUAGGUGUAUAGCCCACCCACGCUUAUAUCCCGCACAAAUUACAUAUAAUAAUUAAAAUAAAAAACUUAUAACAUGCACCCAUAUAAAACCCCCAACCCCCUUGACUACCUGUAAACUACCGGUACAUAAAGUUGUUGCUCAUCAGAUGUCUGACCCUCGAGAUGCAAUUGUGUUCCAGUUGUUGCCCCAACAAUCAAUACAAAGAGUGCAACAUGGGUGGGAAAUAUUAGCAGACAGUCAUAUCUGUAGUGUAAGUAUCGACAGAAAGUCCUUGACCCGUGAACCCCAAUACUGAAGAUCAUGAUGAAGAGUUGAUUUAGGACCCAAUUGCUGCUGCCAGCAAUGAGCAUGCUUCGCUUAUAGCUCAUACAAGUUUUGAUGGCUUCACUAACUAUAGCAAGGACAGUGGCAUUAGUAAGACUGGCGAUUGAUUUUGAAUGUAGUAUUGCAUGCAUCAUAGUCUAUACCAGUGGUUUCCAAACUUUUUUGUCUCGUAGACCCCUUGCCAUGUUUUCUGCUUUUCGGUAGACCCCCUGCUAAAUUUAUAUUGCAUUUUAGCACAUUCAUAAACUAACUUUUUAAACUAAUUUCUAACUGCAGUGAGUCAAAGAGUGAAAAAGUAAUGUAAAGCUACAUCAUAAGAUAGAGAGAUCUAUCUUUUUUUUACAGAUAGAAUUCAAAUUUAAACCUAUUAAAAUAACAAUUAAUAUGUUUUGCUGGAAUCACCACGCACAUUGGAAAUGUUGUGUUUUUUUUUUUUUGUAUGUUCAUCAUCUGUUUUUACGGAUAUUAUUUCAUACAGGAAUUCGUUGUUCUAUGAAGUAGUCCUUCAAACAUUAAAUAUUAAUUUACUAAUUUGCCUUAUGUAUUAUUGUAAAAGUUUUCGCAAAGAGUUUCUCAUGUAUUUGUUGAUCUUUCACGUUUGGCUCAAAUAUUGGGCUUGCGGAGCUGUUUUCACUAACAGGAGAAGGGGUAAAUGUGAGUAACUGGAGCCUAAACCAGUAAGCUUCGAGCAGGAGGGACUCAUUAGCCAUGGCUUGCAGCCCACCUAGCCGAGGGAAAAUAGAAUACAAAUCUCUGCUGCUUUGCAGCUAUAUGCCCAAACAUGGGAAAGGUUUCGUGGAUCAGCCCUGGGGAAAAGAUAUGAAGCUGAAGACCAUUAGGUAGUAUGCAGCUUUAAUGCUCAUCCCACAUUCCCACCAAUGUGCCCUUGAACUGUAGUGUUACUAAAAGAAAUUCGUUUCAUAAUAUCCAAUGAAGGUUUGUGUAAAACAGUUUUUAAAACUACUUCAAAGGCUGGUAAAAUCAAUGUUUUAUCUAUAGUUUGUUUCCGUAUUUGGCUAUAGGUAAUUGGUUUCAUAUGAUCAUAAAAAGGCUCUUAUUAUAGACAAUCGCUUAUUUAACAAGGAAAUAAAUAAUCAACGCUUUAAAAUCAAGAUUUCUUUUUGUUAAACAUUAGUUACAUGUAGACAAAAUUAACUAUUUAGAUUAGUAUUGAAAUUAAAUCAUACUAUUUUACUUUUGAUUGAGUAGAUUAAUAUUUAUAACUAUGGUAUAAAUCAUUUAUAAGUGUUUGAAAAAAUGAAAAUUUAAGUCAUAGACCCCCAUGGACAUCUCAUAGACCCCCAAUUUACUAUUUCACUUUCGUAGACCCCUCGUAAGUCUUCGUAGACCCCUAGGGGUCUAUAUAGACCACUUUGGGAAUCACUGGUCUAUACAUUUCAACAUUUCUGGUAUCAGCAAAUUAGCUAAGUUGCUUACCUACUUGUCACUUACGAUCGAUUACUGGUUUUAAAGAUUCUCUGCUCUAUUGGUACUAUUGGUUACUUGAGGUCUAUAAUGAGAUGUUCAUAAAGCUUCCCAAUGUACAUCUCACCCACACAGCGAACUAUAGGCGGUGUAAAGACCCACCGGUAUUUCAAUAGUUUCUGUUUACAUGCUAUGUUUAUGGGUGAAAUAAAUUUUGUUAACCACGCACCUUUGUAUACGUUGCACAGCUGCCAUUUGUUUGUAAAAAUGUAUAACCUGCAGGUUAUGUGCGAAAAUACAGUAUUGCCUUAUUUGUCUAUUCUGCUUAAAAAUAAUUUUGAAGUUGAUUGCUUCAGUUAUCUUGGGAAAACGUUUUCUUGAUUAGCUGAUAUAGAAUCUAGUCUAGAUAAGAAACUAAAACAUUUUUAACUUUUAAAGAUUAUGGUGGUAAAGAAUAGUUAAUACAUUAUUUACACAUAUAUGUAUUUUUAUAAAUGUAUGCUUAUUCAAAAUCUGUGGAAGUGGCCUAGGACUGAUCUAUGGAGAGAGCUUGCUGCUUAAUGUGCAGAUUGUCAUUGGGAGGACCAAAGUCUUAAGUCAGAAGUAGAUCAAGACUAUUAAUACAUAAACUGUGUUGUUAAGUCAUCAAUCUGUUUUAAAUGUCUUUCAAACUGUCUUAUUAUAUUUAACUUAAAUAUGUGUCAUUAGAUGACAUUCUUAAAAAGACAUAUAUGAAUCUGUGUUUAAAUAAGGUGCAUGCUUUAACUAAAUUCAUAAAAACAAAUUAUAACAUUAAUAACCUUAGGCAUAAGAUGUACAAGUAAUUUUCUUUUGAAUGCUUCAAAAUUGUUCUACUUAUAUCUGAAGGUUUCACAUUUGUGCCCUGGUGUAGAAAGCUAACCAUAGAAAUUAUAUUAUGUGUUUUGAGUGGGUUUUUUUUGUAUAAAAGUAUUGAAAGUCUUUUUUAAAAAACUGUACCUAUUUAUCUAUGCUUUUUUUUAAUGUUAAAACAAAAAAGAUUUAAUUACAGUUAUCAUUCUCAAACCUUUUUUUUUUCUUCAACUGGAAAUAGAAGCUAUGGAGAUAAAGAUAUUUGUACAUAGUUGUACUUUCCCCCCAACACCCUCAUUGACCAAAGAAGUAGCUGAACUUAUUGUGAUCUGCCCCAUAGAAACACUAACAAAUUGUUUGAGUGAUAACCUUAAUCUGUUUACGUUUUAGUAGGUCUGAGCAGUAUGUUUAUAUAUAUAUUUUUAAAAUUUUUUUUUUAUUGUUAAGAGCUUGUCUGAUUUUUCUUAUUUAUGUGUAUAUUUAUUAAUAAUUAUUGGAUAUUCUAUAGUCAUCUUAUUUCUAUGUCAUAACACAAUUGUUGGUACAUGUUUUUCAAUUUUAACAUUCUGGUGAUAAAUAUCUAUAACCUGCUACCCUUAUUUUCUGUUUUAGUUUAGUUACAAGUUUGGUUAUCUUCUACAUCUCAUUUUAACUGAAUGAACUAAUCAGCUAAUCUUAGAAAAAAAUUAUUCUAAGGAAAUGAAUGUAGCAUAAUUUAAAAUUAUAAGUUAAAUCUGUGAAACUUAUCAGUCUUAUUGUUGACUUGCAACAAUCUAGUCAAAUGUUCAAUAAUCUAGCAAAUGACUGCAUGCUGCUUUUUUCAUGCUGCCUUAAAAGAUGUUCAAAAGUUAUUUUAAAUAGGAUUUUAAGCAAUAAUUACUGAUUAGAAAAGUGAACAAUUCUAAGCCAUAAUCCUGAGCCAAAGCAGUUCAGAACCAGUUCAAGGCAAAUCAUCAAUGAUCUUAUUCAAAACUUUAAGAUAAACUCUGCAUUAUUCUUUUCUUUGAUAUUAAUAAAAGAGAAGGUUAGAUUUGAUACCAUAUCACAAUUUGUUUUUUUUUUUUUUUUCAAUAGAGACUGUUACUGAAUAAAAUAUCACUGCCUUCUUUAUUAUGCUGCAUACUACUCAUAAAGGCUGCACAUUUUUGUUUCUAAAGACACACACACAAAUUAUGAUAACUCAGCUUUUGCGAAAACAAAAAAUCUCCUUUAAAAUUUACUUGCUCUCUAAAGGCAUUCUAAGUUUAUAGAUCUAUGAUUAUGAAUUUAUAGCUUUGAAUAUUCACUUUCAUAUAGUUUCCACCAACCAAUGGUAUAUUCUUCAAGUUUUGAAGGUAUCUCUAUAUUAUAUAUAUAUGUAUGUCAAUGUCCAUUUUAUUUUUAGUUUGUUUAAAAAAAAAAAAGGUAAUUGUGACUCAUUGGCAUGUUUGAAAGAAGGAAUGAUACAUAACUCAUAGAUGUAAAGUGAAUAUGAAGCCAUAAAAUAAAAGAUGGCACUUUCAGAAUAAUUGUACUUUCUACACAAUAUUGUUCAACUUUUGUUAAUAACUUGUAUAAUUAACUUUUAUUAUACAUUAAUUUUUUUUAAUACAUAUAUGUAGAUUAGAUGGUUAAUGGCUUGUUAAACUAUUGGCAUUUCAUGGGUUUUGUUUUUACAUAUUUUUGUUAUGAGCCAGUAUAACAAAAGCUCAUCUUUAUUUUCACAUUUAAAAAAACUACUUAAUUUGUAGUGACUGUUGACAGUCUACUAUAUUUUAAAAUGACAUUGUAGAAAAUGCAUUGAGCUGUUAAAUUAAUUGUUCUUUGAAACAUGUGUUAAUUUGAAGUUAUAUUCUUGGAUAUAUAUGUACUACAUUUCCUAACCCAACAGUGUCACUCAGCAUUGGACAUGCAUUAAGAACUAAAAGCACAUUUUGAUUGGCUCCAUGCUUUUAGUUUUCAAUACCACAAAAAGAAAAGUUUCCUUUUCAGGCCUUGUGGUAGAUAUUGUAAAGGUCAUAUUUUUUUGUGGCCUAUGGUUAACGAGGUUGUCAUGCGGCCAGCACAACGACCACCAAUCGCCUUAACUUUUCCCCAACUAAUGUCAGGUACCCAUUAGAGUUGGGUGGACUCAGAGGCUCCCAAAAAUCCUGAAAUUAAAGGUCAGUCUUUACAACAAUUUGAACCCGGUACUGCUCAGCCACCGCACCUCCAUUUUCAAUACCAUAGCUCUAAGAUUAUUGAAAGUUGUUUAGGGCACUAAAAUUUUUUAUUUUCGGAUUCUUCUUUUAUCCUCUGUCUACUAAAUAGCUUAUAAAGAUACCAAUGUGAUAUUUUUUGAGAUGCUAGGUUAAUGUGAUAGAUCUGUUGGUGUAUGUACAUUGAAUAAUGUACUUUAAGCAAUUUUUUUUUUUUAUUGCAUUACAAUAUUUGAUGUUAGAAUAUCAGAAUAUUAGUCUGAUUUUUUUUUUUCUUACUUUUGACUUUCUGAUUUAGUACUGAAGUAGAUUUUUUUGUUGUCACUUCGGUAGAUAUCAUUACUAGAUAAUUUUUUUGUGUAAUUUUAACGAUCUAAAUAAAUAUGUAAUUUGACUUGGUGUUAACAGCUAUUCAAUCAAUAUUAUCAAUGUGUCUAUUUUUAUAAAGAUUCAAUAAAAUAUGUCAAUUCCCCAGUUUCCUUCUUAAGGAUAAUACCUUAUGGCACAUACUAUCAGUAUUAUGUCACAUAUGACAGAAUAUUUAAACUGCUACAACCAAAGCAUCUAUAGCAAGCUAUACGAAAUAGGACAUGUUUAGAGAUCUUGAAUUUUGUUUGAAUGCUCUGCUGUGAUUUCAUGCCAUUUCCUACCAUCCAAAGUGUUGACUGGUCUUCUUUCUCUCAGCUUUGCUUGUUGGACUAUUGUUGAUGUUAUACACACAAUCAUUUUAUGUAGAACAUUAUCUGGCUCUUGAAGCAAUGCAAAUAAAUGCUAUUUUAGGAGCAACA
Messenger RNA from Biomphalaria glabrata, 7815 nucleotides. RefSeq names its product kelch-like protein 24. Bases 84 to 1853 code for a protein of 589 amino acids. The record is from RefSeq and is a predicted model, not a curated record. Gene Ontology annotation, molecular function: protein binding. Lineage: Eukaryota; Metazoa; Mollusca; Gastropoda; Planorbidae. The transcript has 2 exons.